This is a messenger RNA of Dibothriocephalus latus, 393 nucleotides long. The record is from the annotation of a GenBank genome assembly. NCBI's taxonomy places the organism in Eukaryota, Metazoa, Platyhelminthes, Cestoda, Diphyllobothriidea, Diphyllobothriidae.
GAGAUUGUUGAUAAAAUGGAUACUGAUGCCGAUGGCCAUAUCACAUAUAACGAAUUGAUGGCCUGGCUAAAGAAAAUUUCAAACAAAUAUAUAGACGAGGAUGUCGACCGAACAUUCGAAGAGUACAAGAGUGAAUUCAAAACCGACCAGAUUACGUUUGCUCAACACAAGACAAAGCUCACUGAUGAUUUUGACGACGAAGUCGACGACGAUGGUCAAGCACCGGACCUUUUGAAAGCUAUUGAACGUGAUCAAAAACGUUUUAAUAGAGCCGAUCUAAAUGGUGAUGGCAAAUUAGACAGAGAUGAGUUUGCCGCUUUUCUUCAUCCCGAAGAAUUCGAGCGCAUGCGUGACAUUGUAGUCGAGGCAAGUCUUGAACUAUAUUUUUCUUGA